Messenger RNA from Symbiodinium sp. CCMP2456, 1539 nucleotides. The record is from the annotation of a GenBank genome assembly. NCBI's taxonomy places the organism in Eukaryota, Dinophyceae, Suessiales, Symbiodiniaceae.
AUGUCGGUCUCCUUGUCCGUGAGGCAUGUCAUCAAGUUUGACGACACAGACAGAACUUGGUCGGUCCCUGCUAGCUUGGUGCACGAGGAUGACAAAGGAGCAGAGGGUCUCACUUAUGUGAUUGAACAGCGAAACAAGCUCUUAGGCUUGCUGCCAGAAGAAGACAAACUCUGCGAUGAGGAUGAUGCACCCGCAGAACCGAACAAAAAAAAAAGGCGACAGGUGCACAACAACCUGGAGCUCGAGCAAGUGGACGUCCAACUCCCAGAGGGCUUCGGCACGAUAGCUGUUCGAUCGGUGGACAAGGUGAGUCAGGACCUUCAGGUUCUGUUGGAAGCAGAUUGCUUGCACAAGCUUUUUGGCUGGAUCAAACACAAGCGACUGGCUUUUGAUGACCCUUCCAGGCCAUAUGUAAAGUCCGGGAAGUAUGCCAAGAACAGGCAGCCUUUGCAACAUGACGAUGACGAUGAGGAUGAUGAGGCAUGCAAGGGGAUGGGGAAAUGUGUCGUGCAGUUUUCUUUGUGGCUCCUUGCACAAGCAUUUUGCUUUUGCCGAGCCGUGUCAGCCAUGGAUGGAGCUUCGAGUGCGGCUGCAGCUCCGGCCGAUGCAGGUGCAGCUCCUCAGCCGACUCCCGGCUUGGUGCCAGAAGCAGACACUGCAGCUGCCGAGCCAUCGACGACGACCACAACAAGCAAAGCUGCUUCUGUCGUCGGUCCAGAUGGUUUCAGCAGCUAUAUGCAGUCCUGCAUGGAGGCCAUGGAAGGGCUGAAUGGUGACUUAAACAGCAUGUCAGCCAAGCCAUGGUUCUGGUACUCCGGGACUCUGGUUCUCGACGUCACCGAGUACGAGGAAGUUGCAUGGACUGAGGAGGAGAUGCUUGGCAGCCCGUGGGGCUUUACUGCUCGCCAGACGGCUCUCUUCGAUCGAGCUCGCGGCUUUUACCACCCUGGCGACCUACAUGCCAAUGGGGCAAGAAUCUGGAAGAACUAUGCGAAGAGUGUGUACAUCUGGCACAGCAAGAAGCAUAGUGCUUUUUACUGCUCUGAGAAGGUAGUUCUGGACAGUUGCCCCGACAUGGCAUGGGAAGGUGUGAAGAUCUUCUGCAGCUUCCAAACUGGAGAUUUUCCUGGAGCCAUGGGACCAGAGAUGACCGGUGGGAUUUUCGUGCCAUGGUGGAACAAGGAGGUUUCCCAGGUCGUGCAACUCCGCAACGGAGAUGGGUGGUACAAGUGGAUGGGCGAGUUGAAGAUGACCCAGAUGAAGCGGAAGCUUGACGAGGCCGAGGCCGAGCUGGAGAGCUUGAAGAAGCAGAAGAUGCUUUCUCCGAAUCAAUGGCUCGAGGAGGGGGCAUCAGCCGAGAAGGCUUCACCUGCACCAGCAGCCGAGAAGGCUUCCAGCUCCGGUGAUGUCCCCAACGUGCCAGCCCCAGGGGCUUCGAGUGCAGCCGAGGCAGGCCAGGAUGCAGCUUACAACGAUUCAUCAGCCCACUGGGCUUCAUGGACUGACUGGGACAACUGGACCCCACCUGUUCCAGAGAAG